Sinocyclocheilus grahami is the source of this 2538-nucleotide messenger RNA. Its product is annotated as kin of IRRE-like protein 3. Gene Ontology annotation, cellular component: cell-cell junction; plasma membrane. The transcript has 17 exons. Bases 25 to 2319 code for a protein of 764 amino acids. Lineage: Eukaryota; Metazoa; Chordata; Actinopteri; Cypriniformes; Cyprinidae. The record is from RefSeq and is a predicted model, not a curated record. Gene Ontology annotation, molecular function: cell adhesion molecule binding. Gene Ontology annotation, biological process: synapse assembly; cell-cell adhesion.
UACUUCUAUGGAGACUUGGGUCAUAUGGGUUUUAUAAAAUAUGAGGGAAGCUCUGUUGUGUUUAUCCAGCAGCCCCAUGAUCUGGUGGUCGUGGCCGGGCAGCCCGUGACCCUGCCGUGCUCUAUUACUGGAUACCAUGGCAUGGUGCUGUGGGUCAAAGACGGUCUGGCUCUGGGGGUCAACCGAGACAUGUCAGGUUAUCCACGCUAUGAUGUGAUUGGGGACCACAGCAAAGGCGAAUAUCACCUACUGAUUCAGAGGACCGAACUGACCGACGACGGCAGCUUUGAGUGUCAAGCCAUCCAGGCUGCGACCAGAUCUCGACCUGCUCGGCUCACUGUUUUGGUUCCUCCUGAUGACCCUGUGAUAAUCGGAGCACCUGUGGUGAGCUUGCGUGCAGGCGACUCGCUAAACCUUACCUGCCACGCUGACAAUGCCAAACCAGCUGCCUCCAUCAUCUGGAUCCGUAAUGGAGAGGUGCUGAAUGGUGCCGCGUACACCAAGACACUGUUGCGAGAUGGCAGAAGGGAAAGCACGGUCAGCACGCUCCACAUCUCUGCCUUGAACAUCGAGAGCGGCCAACAGAUCACCUGCCGUGCUUCCAACAAAGCGGCACCCAAUGGCAAGGAGGCCACAGUCACCAUCGACAUCCAACAUUUCCCACUGGUGAACCUCUCUGUGGAACCACAGCCUGUUCUGGAAGGCAACCUGGUUAAGUUCCACUGUGCCGCUAAAGCGAAUCCCCCUGUCACUCAUUACAGAUGGGCGAAGGGGGGAAACAUGAUCACAGAUGCAACGGGAGACACUUAUGAGGUGCUGGUUGAUCAUUCCUUCUUCACCGAGCCAGUAUCCUGUGAGGUCACCAAUGCCCUGGGCAGCACCAACAUCAGCCGUAACGUGGAUGUUUACUUCGGACCCCGUCUGGCCGCUGAACCCCAGAGCCACCAGGUGGAUCGGGGAUCAGAUGCCGUGUUCAGUUGCGCUUGGACUGGAAACCCUUCGCUCACCAUUGUCUGGAUGAAAAGGGGCCAUGGAGUCGUGCUAAGCAACGAGAACACCUUGACACUUAAGGGAGUGAGACAGGAGGACGCUGGGAAAUACGUAUGUCGAGCUGUGGUGCCACGGGUGGGAGUGGGAGAGAAGGAGGUCACGCUUACUGUCAACGGGCCUCCCACCAUCUCCAGCACACAGACGCAGCAGGCUCUGUAUGGGGAGAAGGGCCAGAUCAAGUGUUUCAUCCGCAGCACCCCUCCUCCAGACCGCAUUGCAUGGUCAUGGAAAGAAACAGUGCUAGAAUCAGGAACAUCGGGCCGUUAUACCGUGGAGACCGUGAGCACAGAGGAUGGUGUCAUCUCCACCCUCACUAUGAGCAACAUCGUUCCUACUGACUUCCAAACCAUCUACAAUUGCACCGCAUGGAACAGUUUCGGCUCUGACACGGAGAUCAUUCGCCUCAAAGAGCAAGGGUCUUUGCGCUUGGCCGUCAUCAUCGGGGUUGCAGUGGGAGCUUUCCUGGCUCUCAUCGUCCUCAUUGGGACCCUGGGGGCUUUCUGCUGCGCUCGACUGCAGAGGAAGGACAUGCACCUGGUGAUGUCAUCACUCCCAGUGUCCCUCUCUUCUCGGCAGCGAGAGAUCUCCGGCACGUUAAAAAGUGAAAAUCUCAAAGGGGUUGUAUCCGCUAAAAACGACAUCAGAGUGGAGAUUGUCCAUAAGGACCAUAACGCAACCAGAGAACCGGAAGAACACAGCAACAUGAAGCAAAUGAUGAUGGAGCGAUCAGAGUUUCAGCAAGAGUCGGUGUUGAAACAGUUGGAGGUCCUGCAGGAGGAGGAGAGGGAGCUACAACACAUUAAGGAUCCGACCAACGGAUACUACAGCGUGAACACCUUCAAAGAACAGCCGACCCCGACCAUAUCCCUGACAGCCAAUCAGAACGCUGAGGUCCGAAACCCUGCCACAGCAACCCUCGGAAAACACCGCGUCCCCACCGGCAUGUCUUACACCAACAUUUACAACACACUGGGUGCAGGUCCCAACCGACUAUAUGACUACAGCCAGCGUUUCGUACUGGGAAUGGGCAGCAGCUCCAUCGAGUUGUGCGAACGUGAGUUUCAGAGGGGAUCGCUCAGCGAUUCCAGCUCGUUCCAGGAUACACAGUGCGACAACAGCGUCAGCAGCUACAGCAAGCAGGACGGAUACGUGCAGUUCGACAAAGCUAGCAAAGCCUCGGUGUCAUCUUCGUCCCACUAUUCACAGUCGUCAUCCCAGAACUCCGACCUGACUCGACCGCUACAGAAACGAAUGCAAACGCACGUUUAACUAGAGGACUGAACAUCAUACAUGCUUUUGGACGAACACUAAAGCACCCCUGAAUGUCUGGCAUAAACGUUUACAUGGUGUAAUUGAUGCAGGAAGUGCCUCCCGUCGACGGAUGAGCCUGCAGAACGUUCAGAGUGAAACUUUAACUUGAGCUGUGCAUCAGAGCAAUUACACUGAUCAAAUAAUCAUGAUUACAAAAUAAGUGUUGAAUAAAACAGU